This is a messenger RNA of Symbiodinium pilosum, 1098 nucleotides long. The record is from the annotation of a GenBank genome assembly. NCBI's taxonomy places the organism in Eukaryota, Dinophyceae, Suessiales, Symbiodiniaceae.
GACAAAGAGCUUGGCAAGGGGGCCUUUGGCAUCGUCCGGCUUGCGCGCGUCCGUAUCACAGGUGCAAGGAGGGCGAUUAAGACAAUCAGCAAAGAAAUGAUGAAGGAGCAAGCGGGCUCGUUAAAGAUGGAGAUAGAAAUUAUGAAGAUGCUGGAUCACCCAGGUGUCGUCAUGCUGUUCGAGAUCUUUGAAGAUGAUGACGUCCACCUUUCCAUGGAGCUUUGCCCAGGCGGAUGCCUCACUGACAGAAUCAAAGCAGCGCCAAACAGACAGCUGCCACAGAAGGAGCUGCCCAUAGCCAUGCGUCAGAUAUUGGGGGCGGUGAACUAUCUGCACGAGCUGAGCAUUGUCCAUCGAGAUCUGAAGUCGGACAAUAUCCUCCUGAAGAUCGGUCCAACGGAGGUCUUGCGCAGGACAUCUUUGAAAGUGUCUGACUUCGGCCUGUCGCGGAUCGUUGAGGAAGGCGAGUACCUUUCAAGCAUGGGAGGAACACCGAGCCACAUGGCACCAGAAGUGUUCGAGAGGUAUUACAAUCAUAAGUGUGACUUGUGGAGCUGCGGCGUUAUGAUGUUUUACCUGAUUGUUGGAGAGCUCCCCUUCAAGAACGAAGAGGAGGUCAAGAAGGGAAGGCUGUACGAGACGAAUGGCUGGCAGAUGGCAAAGCUCCUCAAACGUGAGCUCUUCAUCAGCUUAGAUGCCGACAAGGAUGGUAAAAUUUCCGCACAGGACUUGAAGAAAGCGGGUGGCGAAGCACUGGGCCUUGGAGACAACCCUGUAUCCUCGAUCCAGGUCAAGGAUGCGGUUGCAGACCGCUUUGAGAUGGUGUCUCCUAGCCGUCCAUUUCGCUACACGGAGUUCCUGGCAGCAACGGUUGAUCCAAGCUGCUACAUGAACAGCAAGCUCCUCAAAGCUGUGUUUAACUACUUCGAUCGUGACAGAGAUGGCCACAUCUCACUGUCAGAACUUUCCAGUGGCCAUUUGCUUGGAGCGCUGUCGAUGGAAGAGCUGCACGAGAUCAUGACGUGGUGUGACGAGAACGGGAACAUGCAGACACAGAGCUGCAAUUCCCAGCCCCUCAGGGAAAGCCAAUUCCCUUAG